Molecule: messenger RNA, 7461 nt
Organism: Plasmodium adleri (nom. inval.)
Lineage: Eukaryota; Apicomplexa; Aconoidasida; Haemosporida; Plasmodiidae
Product: variant-silencing SET protein
Exons: 5
Coding region: 1-7461 (2486 amino acids)
Biological process (GO): regulation of DNA-templated transcription
Cellular component (GO): chromatin; nucleus
Molecular function (GO): histone H3K36 methyltransferase activity; protein binding
Source: RefSeq, a predicted model, not a curated record
AUGGAAUACAAACAUUUUAAAAAUAAUAAAAUAUUAAAUGAAAACAUAAAUGAGAAGACAGAGAAGAAUAGACAAAGAAAUACAUUGAGUCAUAUAAAUUUUAUUCAAAUUGAUGAUGACGAUGAUGAUAAUAAUAAUGAAGAACCUAAAGAUAUAAAUAUAAAUAAAACUAAUUAUAAUAAUAACAAUAUCUUUAUGAAAACGUGUAAUGAGAAUAGAAGGAAUACAACAUUUUAUAGACAUAAUGUAAUAAAUGAAGAACAAAAAAAUUUUGAAUAUUUAUUAUCAAGAAAAAAAAAAAAUGUAGAUUCUAUAGAUAAUGUAAAUUUUUCUGAUUUUAUGAAAAAUGAUUUUUUUAAUAUGUUUAAUAAUAAUAUAAUAAGUGAAAAUAAAAAAACAAACAAAACUAUCAAUCAAAUAAAUAAUAAUAUUGAUACUUCAAAGAAUGUUAUUUAUAAUAUAAAUUAUGAUGAAGAUAAAGGAGAAGUAAUUAAUUUAUCAUUUGAUAAAAAAAGUAAAAAAAAAAAAACAUAUCCAGAGGUGGAUAUUCAUAUGUAUAAUAAAAAAAAAAUGAAUCCACCUUAUCAUAAUAUUAAUGAACAAAAUAUAUAUCAAACAAGUGAUGAUAAUACUUAUCAUAAUGUAUAUUCUGAUAAUUGUCUCAUAAAUUCUAAUUAUACAAGUUUAUUAAAAAAUAAACCCUUGAAAUAUAAAAAAGGUUAUAAACAAAAUAGACAAGAUGAGAGCACAGGAGGAGAGUUUGAUUAUAACCUUGAACAAUCUUUGUAUGAUGAUUGUGAUAAACUAUAUAAGACGUCUUUUCUAAAAAAUAAUAAAAAUAUAAUUAAUAAAGGAAACGAAGAACAGAAACAAGAUAUAUAUAAUAAUAUAUCAGAUAUUUGUAAGAGUUAUAUUAAAAAUUUUGAUUAUCUGAAUAAAAGAAUUUUUCAUAACAAAUCUAAAAUAUGGAAAUUAUCAAAUAAAAAGGUAACUAUACAUGGAGAUUCAAAAAAAGGAAUAGAAAAAAACAAUCAAGAUAUAGAAGAACAACAAAGACAACACGAUGGUGAAAAGGAAGAAGAUAAUUAUAACGAUUAUUAUGAUGAUGAUGAUGAAGAUGAUAAUUAUCAUAUAUAUGAUAAUUAUGAUGACUAUCUUGAAAAUGAUGAUUAUGAUAAUCAUAAUUAUUUUUAUCACAAAAAUCAUCAUAUAAAUAAGAUAGAAAAAGUUCAAAAUAAAAAUUCUUCUAGUGAUUUAAUAAAUUCUACAUCUAUUAAUAAUACAAAUAUGGAAUGUCAUAAUAAAAAGGAUGAUAAUUUAAAAAAUAUGGAUUCCUUUUUAUUAUAUAUGAAAGAAAAGAAAAUAAAAAAAAAAAAAAAUUUAAAUGAUAAUAUGGAAAACGAAUUAAGUGAUACAUUAUUAUAUCAUUCAAAAAAAUACUACAAAGAUGUGUGUGAUACCCAUUGUGAUGAUAUCAAUUUUUCUUUUGAUGAAGAUUAUAAUAUGUUACCAAAAAAAGAUAUAUACAGUGAUAAUAGAACAAAAAAUUUGGAUAAGUUUCCAAAUAAUAGUUCACAUAAUUAUAUUAAUAAUAUUUCAUCUGAAAUUAUAAAAUAUUGUAAAGACAAUAAUAUUACAUUAAAGAGUGAUAUAAAAAAUGUUAUAAAUCAUUUCAACAAAAAAUAUGCAAAUGGUACUAUUACCAAUAAUAAUAUUAAUAAUAUAUUUGAAAGUAUGAAUCUUCAAAGGAAUAAUGUAGAUCAUAUAUAUGAUUGUUCUAUAAAUAAUCCAACAAAUAGUAAAAAUGUUAGUAAUAAUAAUAUAAUACAUAUUACAAAUGAGAAUAUACAAAAUAAUAAAAAUAAACAAUAUGUAAACAGUAUUGUAAAUAUAUUUUCAAAAAGAAAAAAUGCUAAUGAAAAAAAAGAAAACUUAAAUGAAAAAAAUUAUAUUUCCUUCAAUUCAAAUUAUAAGGAUAAUAUAAAUUUAAGAAAUAAUAAAAUUUAUGAACUAAACAAUAAUGAUUUCUCUACAAAUGAUUAUGUUAAUGAUAUAAAUAUAGAUAUAAAUAUAAAUAAACAAAUUAGUAAUAAUUUAAAAAAAAAUGAUAAUAUGUUGAUAUAUAAUAGAAAAUGUAAUAUGGAUUUAACAAAUGAAUCAAUUAAUAUGGAAUAUAAUUUAAAAAAAAAUAAUUCCAUUUCUGAUUUGGAAUAUAAACAAAAUAAUAAUGAUAAUUAUAAAAAUAAAGAUAUAUGUGAUGAUAUAUCAGAAAUUUAUAUGAAUGGAUAUUAUGAUGAUGUCAUAAAAUGUUAUAUGGAUUACACCUUACAAGGUAUGAAUGAUGAAACACAUUUUUAUUUAUGUGAAUUCUGUAAACAAAAUAUUUUUGAUAUGAAUAAUAUGAUAAAAAAUGAUAAAGCAAAGGAAUGUAUGUAUAAUUGUAAUAUAUCAUGUGGUAGAACAUUUCAUAAAACAUGUGUAUCUUAUAUAAACAAAAAUGAUAAUUAUAUAUGUUUUUUUUGUAUAUAUGAUAUUAAUUUUUGUACCUUAUGUAAAGAAGUUGUAACAAAUGAUUCUUUGUUACCAUGCUACUAUCCAUUGUGUAGUGUUUCUAUGCACAUAAAAUGUGUUGAGAAAUUAAUAUUCUUUAAUUCAGAGUGUUUAAAACAAUAUGUAAGCAUAAAAUUAUCACCACAUAUAAAUAUUGAACAAGAGAAAACACAAAAAUAUGCUUCCUGUGGUGUUAUAGAACAACCACUUCAUAUGAAAAAAAAAAUUAAAAGACGACAUAGUUACAGAAAAAGGAGAAGAAGAGGUACAAGAAAAAGUCAAAUAACAACAUCGAAUAAAAAAAUAAAUAAAAAGGAGUUAACUAGUGGUGAUAUUAUAGAUACUGAAAUUAUGGAACAGAAAAAUGAUAAGGAUGAUAAUAAAGAUAAUAUUACCCAUAAUAAUGAUAAUAAUAAUGAUAAUAAUAAUAAUGAUAAUAAUAAUAAUAAUAAUGAUGAUAAAAAUUUAAAAAAUUAUUUAUUAAAAAAUGAUCUUCUUACAAAUGAACUUGACCAUAAUAAUUAUCAUCAAAUAUUAGAAAGUAAUAAAGAAAUCAAAGUCGAAAAUACUGUUAACAUGUUGGAAGAUCCUAUUAAUAAUAAGUUAUUUGAUAAAAAAGAAGAAACCUUAAAAAAUGAAGAUGAUGAAAAUAUUAUGGUACUUAAAAAAUUUAUAUGUCCUUUACAUAUAUGUUAUGUGUGUAAAGAAUUUGACAUAAAUAAUAUAGAAAGCUCGAAAAAAGAAAUAAACAAUGACUUAUUUAGAUGUAUUAAAUGCUUUAAAUCUGUUCAUCGUAAGUGUAUGAAUCAAAUUAAUAAUAAUAAUAAUGAAAAUAUUAAUGGUAAUAAUAAUAUUUAUAUAAUAUCUCAUAAACAUAAAAUUAUGUGUUGCUCAAAUCAUAUGGAUGAUUAUAAAAAUGAACACAUGGAAUAUUUAACAUACAUUAAAGAGAUUAACCAUAUAUGUGAAUUAGUUGAACCAGUUCAUAAUAAUAAUAGUAAUAAAUUAUUGAGUAAUAAAGGUUUAUAUGAUAAUGAAAAUAAUAUAUGCAUAUCCAAAAUUCAUAAUAAUAGUUCAAAUGAAUUAUUUAAAACCAAACAAAAUUAUAUAAAGGCAAAAGGAUUUAAUUGUUUAAAUUAUGAUCAUAAUGGUAUGAACAAUAUGAAUAAUAUGAAUAUAACAAAUAAAAUGAAUAUUUUAAAUUUAAAAAGUUGUAUGGUUAAUGAUAUUAAUACAACUGAAGGAAAGAAAAAGAAAAGUUGUGAAAGCAGAGGAAAUAAUAGUAUUAAUAAAAAAGUCGUAUUUGAUUUAACCGAAGAAUUAAAUGAAAAAUUAACAACAUUUGAUAAUAUACAAAAUAAAAUAAUAUAUGUAGAUAAUAAAAUUGAGAUGAAUGAUAAUAUAUGUCAGAAGGAAGAUGGGAGUCUCAAUUUGGGUUGUAUGAAUAUAUCAAGUGCUGGUAAAAAUAAUAUGAGACCAAAUAAUCCCAAUAAUAAUAAUAAUAAUAAUGAUGAUGGUGGUGAAAAUAUAAUAUCUGUUGAAGAAGAAUAUAAUUUAAAAAACAGAAAUGUGAAUAAAACUAACAAUACCUUGUUAGAUCAUAAUAAUAAUAUAAAAAAAAACAAUACCCUUACUAUAAAAGAAUAUACAGAUAGUUCUAUAAAUAUUGAUGAGUUUAUUAAUAAGAACCAAAAUGAAAAGAAUAUGUCAUUAGAUUCUAAUGAUGCUUUAAAUUUAAAAAGAAAAAGAAACGUUUCACAUUCUUAUAAUGAUAUAUUAGAUGAUACAAAUAUAUUAAAAGAUAUUUCAACUAAUAAAUCAUAUUGUGUUAAUGUAUCUAAAAAGAAACAAAAUGUUUCAUUUAAUAAUAAGGAGGAAAUGAUGAGAGCAAAUGAACUAUAUGUAUUAAAUGAUAACAAUAUAGAAAGUAACGAAAAAAAUACAAAAAAUAAACUAAACAAUAAUAUUUAUAAUAAUAAUAAAAGUAAAAAUAUAAAAUAUAAUAAUAGUGUUGAUAGAAAAAAUGAUAAGAAUAAACAAAUUAAUGAUACCAUUAAUAAAGAUCUUGAAAACAUAAAUCAUAAUAUAAACAAUCAACAAGUGGUUCAUAAUUUUGUGGAUGACAAUAUGAAAUCCAAGCUACACAUGAUUCAAAUUAAAUUGAAACAUAUUUUGAGCAUAGAAAAAGGAUUAUUGUCAUUAAAAGAAAUUAAUAUUGAUCAAAUGAAUGAUGAAUGUAAAAAGCAUAUAAGUAUAUUGUGUACCUUUAGACAGGAUUUUAUUAAUUAUGUAAUCUUUUUAUUUAGUAAGAGGUCAGAUCAAAAAACGAGUAAUGAACCAAUAAACCAAGUUGAUGAUAAAAAGGAAGGAAAUAUAUAUCAUGUACAAGAAAAACAAGAAAACAUAAACAAUAACAACGAAAAUGAAGAAGAUAAAAGUAAAGUGGAUAGUAUAAAUAAAGAAGAUCAAAAUAAAGUGGAUACUUUAAAUAAUGUAGAUCAAAAUAAAGUGGAUAGUUUAAUUAAUGUAGAUCAAAAUAAAGUGGAUAGUUUAAUUAAUGUAGAUCAAAAUAAAGUGGACAGUUUAAAUAAUGUAGAUCAAAAUAAACAAGAUAGUUUAAAUAAUGUAGAUCAAAAUAAACAAGAUAGUUUAAAUAAUGUAGAUCAAAAUAAACAAGAUAGUUUAAAUAAUGUAGAUCAAAAUAAACAAGAUAGCUUAAAUAAUGGUCAUGAUAUGAAUCAAGAAGAAUUACAUGAAACGUGCAAAAAAAAUAUGAUUUAUAAUUUCUUAACAAAUUAUGAUAUGAAAGAAAAAAAAUAUAUCAACAAAAAAGACGAAGAUGCUAUAAUAAAUGUAUUGUCAAAGAAUGUUGUAAAUAUAAUGCAAAAUGAAUUAAAAAUUUCAUUAAACGAUUUUAUUAUGUUAAAAAAGAAAACUGUGUCUACAAAUGAAAAUAAGGAUAAUGAAAAUGUAAUUCAAGAUGAAGUUGGAAAAUUUCAUUGUAAUGAUAUAAAUAAAAUGAAAGAUAAUGUAAAUAAUGAUAUUAUUUCAAAUGAUAAAUAUAAUAAUUAUUAUGAUGAUGUUUUAAAUGGAAAAAAAAACCAAUCGAUUCUUGAUGUUUCUCAUACGAAUGUGACAAGAAAUAGAAGUAUUAUUAAUAAUGAUAUAUGUAAUAAUAAUAGUAAUAUGCAAAUUAUUGAAAAGGAAAAAGUUAUGAACAGUAAUAAUACAAAUUAUUAUGAUGAGGAAAAAAGAGAAGAAUAUAGUGGUUUAUUUUUUAAAGGCAAAAAAAAAAGUUUUAAAAAUAAUAAAAUGGAUUUGAAAACAUUUUGUUCAUUGACAAAUAAUGGUUAUAAAAUAGAUUUAUCUGUAUUAAAAAAGUAUAGUUCUUUUUUAAAUUUUGAGUAUAUAUCAAAAAAUACAUAUUUGAGUGAUAAAAAUAAAAAUUUACUUGCAUGCAAGUCAGAUGAUUAUAAAUGUUUAUGUCAAGGGGAAUGCAACUUAUAUACAUGUUAUAAUUCUUUGAGUAACAUUCAAUGUUCAAAAAGUAAAUGCAAUUUGCCAGAAAAAAUUCAGGAUAGAAAAUGUUUCAAUCGUCCAUUUAGAAAAUCUCUCGUGAAAAACUUAGAGAUAAAAAAAACUGAAAAAACUGGAUAUGGUGUGUUUUGCAAGAGGGACAUAAAAAAUGGAGAACUCAUAUGUGAAUACGUUGGAGAAGUGUUAGGAAAAGAAGAGUUUGAAAAAAGACUAAAAGUAUAUGAAGAAGAAAGUAAGAAGACUGAUAUGUAUAAUUGGUAUACAAUACAAAUAAAUAAAGAUGUAUAUAUUGAUAGUGCAAAGAAGGGAAGUAUCUCAAGAUUUAUUAAUCAUUCUUGUUCACCUAACAGUGUAUCACAAAAGUGGAUAGUUCGAGGAUUUUAUAGAAUUGGAAUAUUUGCAUUGAGAGAUAUUCCAUCUGGAGAAGAAAUAACUUAUAAUUAUAGUUAUAAUUUCCUAUUUAAUAACUUUGAAUGUUUAUGUAAGUCUCCCAAUUGUAUGAACUACCAUAUGUUGAGAAAAGGAGAAAAUGCAGGAGCUAGCCAUAUAAUAAAAGAAAACGAAUUAUUAAAUAAGAAGAUAUUUAAUCCAGUAGAAAAUUUCCAUAAUUUACAUGGGAAAAUGCAAGAUUGGAAUAUAUUUAUAGAAGAAGCACAUACAAGAUUAUUAUAUGAAUAUAAUAAAAUGAAUGCAUUUAAUUUAAGGUUGAUGGAAUGUUAUUCAACUUGGAUAUUUUAUGAUAUGAAUUUUCGGAAGAAUCAAUUUUUUGCUCUUAAAUCUAAGCCAUUCAAUGUUUCAGCUGAAUUUUGGAAAAUUCUUGUUUCAGCUUUUUCGGAUGGAGAAAAAAAUAUUAUAAAUACAUUUAAUUUGUUUUUACCUUCAUUAAUAAAAAUUGGCCAAUUAAGAAGAAUACAACAGUAUAGCUACAUCCUACAUAAUAUUAUUGGCUUGGAGCAUGAUAUGUGGAAUUUAAUUGACAAAGGGUUUGCAGAUGAUGAGGUAUGCAGAAAAUGUAAAAGCUGUGGAAACCUGACCAUGUGUGAUAAAUGUUUUCAAAGUUAUCAUCAGUUAUGUGGCAAUAUGCAUUCAAAGGUAUAUAAGAAUAAUGAAUUAGUUCUUUGUCGCUUUUGUCAGAAGUAUGAUUAUAAAAUGCAAUGGAUAAAAGAAAACCAUGGAUCAAAAAUGAAGACAUGCAUAGAAAUUAGGAGUAAAGCAUUCUAUAAAUUGAAUCGAGAUAUAAUGACAUUAUUAGAAGACUCAGUAAAAUAUACAAAAAAUCAAUCCUUAGAUUCAAUCCAUGCGCAUAACAUAAAAGCAUUUAAGAGCAAAAAAUUAAAAUUGAGAAAGUUCCAGUAUAAGUAUGUAAAAAUAUGA